AUACUGAAUUUCUCAACAAAAGGCAUUCAAUGAACAGAAACCUAACCGAGGCGAACUCAGCAGCUCCAUUGGUGAACUUCAUGAAGUUGCACCUGCAUGCAUUUUCUGGAACUGACGCAGUGCUAUACCUAAGCCACAAUUUGUUUGCUCGUUCGCAUAAAGGAACAAACCGGUAUGACAUACUCAAAGGAGUGGCAUAUACUGGAGGUGCCUGCAGUGUCCUGGGUUGUGGUAUAAUAUAUGUGGACUCGGAUAUAGUGAGCAGUGCCUCUACGAUUACCCACGAAGUACUUCAUAUCAUAGGCUCGGGACAUGAUGGGAGACCAGCGCACGAUUACCUCAAAAAUAGCCCAGGUGCCCUAAAAUGCCCUGAUAACCCAAAAUUUAUUAUGGCAGAAUAUUUUCAGCCACAGGCGGAGACCUACCUCCCAUUGUCUACUUGUACCCGCGAUCAAGUUAAAGCUUUCCUAACAACUCGAUAUGGUAACUGCCUUUUAAAUAACCAGGCUAGAAAGUAUCCACCGCUGUCUCAAGCCAUCUUCCGAAAACCCAUCGUGGACGGAACUCGGUAUUGCAAAUACCUCCACAAUGAUACAUCUAAUGUGGAAUAUGUGCCGGUCUGCAUUUCCAAGAUUUGCAUGGAUAUUCCACGUAAACCGCCAUCAUUACACAAUUGGUUAUCUACUCACGCAAGUGGUAAUUUCCAGAUAUCGGAUUCCCUGCAUAAAUAACACAGGGGCUAAAAGUCGCACCUUCAAGCCGCAAUUCACCAGACGCCAGU
This is a messenger RNA of Dermacentor silvarum, 781 nucleotides long. RefSeq names its product A disintegrin and metalloproteinase with thrombospondin motifs 10-like. The coding region runs from base 30 to 731 and encodes 233 amino acids. NCBI's taxonomy places the organism in Eukaryota, Metazoa, Arthropoda, Arachnida, Ixodida, Ixodidae. Gene Ontology annotation, molecular function: metalloendopeptidase activity. Gene Ontology annotation, biological process: proteolysis. The record is from RefSeq and is a predicted model, not a curated record. The transcript has 6 exons.